GUUUAGUGGUUUACCUUGUGGGUUAAAAAAAUAAAUGACAAAUUAACUUGAGAAUAAUGCAUAUUAUUCUUCUAACUAAUAAGCACACAAUACUCCGUAAUAAUAAUUUGUUAAAGGCUAAAUGAAGAUAAGACUUGAUCAAUGAUCACCUAGAACGAUACACAUAUCAUAAAGAAAUUCUCCAUAAUUAUUCGAAAGAAAAUAAAGACCUUAAUGAUUAUAUUGAACAAAACUGUACUUGGUAUUGAUGAUGAUGAAAAAGUUAAUUUUGCAUAAGAAUUAACAAUUUGGUUGCGUAAGCACUAAGCACCGCAUGUACAUAAUGUGUAAGCUACUAGCUCGAUCGUAUCAAGAAUCAUAGACAGAAAUAUGGCGGCGGCAGAGAGGGCAGGAUCGGUUUCUGUUCAGCCAAGUGAAAAGGCAUUUCAAGUGAAAUGAAGAAUGGUUGCAGGGCAUGACAGCCACCUCCGCCCCAACGGCACUCCGUCGAGACAAAUGGAGCAAACCACCCUCUCUUCGCCACACUCUUCCACUCUCUUCCUCUUCAGUGACAACUAGAUCACUUCCAGCAAAACCACCAGCUCCGCCGCAGCAAGAAAAUUAUCCAAGGCUUCUACGUAAACCUCAUCAUAGGCGGUGGUGCGUAUGUCGACCCGAAUGCUCGACCCGGACUGGGCGACCCGAGCAAUGACGGUGUCAGCGAUGGAGUGGAUGAUGGCUUCGUCGUCGAUGGGCCAUAUUGUCGAGAGCUCCUCCCAGAAAAAGUCAUAACGGUGCUCCUGCGGCGCGUCGCUGAAGACACACAUGUUGUGGGAAUCCUCGUACGACUCUAGACCGACAAUCUCGUACGUGAAGUGGACAUGGAGAUUAUAAUAGAUAGAAAUAUCGGGACAUAUUUGUAUUUUCUCUUAAUUUAUCUGUUUAGUAUAAAUAUACCAUCGGGGCACCCUAUUGGGGUAUGCCAUUAUUCCAUAAUAUUGUAUAUGGUAUCAGAGCCUAGGUUGACCUAGUACCUCUCUGCCGCCUUCUUCUUUUCUCGAUGGCCUCGUCUUCCGCAACUUCCACGAUGGCCAUGUCUUCGGCGAUCCAACCCUCCACCCUCGUUUCUACUUCUACAGCGUCGGUGUUUACUGAGCAACCUUCUUCAUCAGCACACACAACAGGUUCCAUGGCGACUACCUUCUCUUCUCCUUCGCAAGCCUCGCCCAGCAUUACCCAGCAUCGACUAUCGCCAGGCCCUUCUAAUUUGCCACCGCCUCUUUCAUCUUACCGGCUAUUCCAGAUGCCUGAACCCUUUUCUUGGACUCCAACUGGUACGGUAGCGGCCUCAUCAUCAGUAACUCUUCCUGGCAGCGGUUCAACCUUCUCUGGACAGCCGGGUGUUGUCCCGCCUCAGCAGUCAGCAACUCAACUUCCAGGUUACAAUUCUGCCCCCUCGUUUUUGGCUUCUAUUGCUGCUCAAUUGGAGUUUUCUACACCCAAUGUCACGAAUAUUAUGACCACCCGGCUUAAUGCGAUUGAGGAUUAUCUUCCUUGGCGGACCCAAUUUGAGUCGUUUCUAGUUUCCCAUAGUCUUCUUGGGAUUCUAGAUGGCUCCAUUUCGACACCACCCCAAGUCAUGCAUGAUUUCUCUGGACGAGAAGUCCCAAAUUAUGAGUAUACGCACUGGCUUAA
Cuscuta europaea is the source of this 1674-nucleotide messenger RNA. NCBI's taxonomy places the organism in Eukaryota, Viridiplantae, Streptophyta, Magnoliopsida, Solanales, Convolvulaceae. The record is from the annotation of a GenBank genome assembly.